CUUACGAAAGUUGAAAAUCAUGUCGACCUCAGUGUUUCAAAUUCUUCUGCUUCUGGUUUCCCUCAAGUUGCAAGCAUCAGGUGCUGCACCUGGACUUGCGAAGCCUAACUGUCGUGAAACAUGCGGGAACGUCACCAUUCCCUUCCCCUUCGGAAUAGGAGCCGAGUGUUUCUUGGAUGACUGGUACCAGAUCAUCUGCCAACAAAACAACACGGUUCCCAUUCUGAAGAAGAUUGGAUUGCGAGUUCUCGACAUUUCACUCCCUGAUCGAUACCAAAAUGGCAUGAUUGACAUUAGCCUUCCUGUAAUUUACUCAAAUGCAAGCUGCGGGGGUGACGGACGUGCUGUGGGGGUAAGCUUGGAAGGAAGUCAAUUUGUCUUCUCCCAGACAAUGAAUGUCUUUACAUUGGUCGGUUGCAACACCCUGGCCACAGUGAAUACCACAAAAUCAGCUUUUGUCGGUUGCAGCUCGAGAUGUGCUGAAACCAACACCAGCAUUAGCAGCAAUACUGCUUGUUCCGGGAGGGAUGGCUGCUGCCAGACUAGGCUUCCCCUUAACCUUCAGCACUUUAGUGUGGAUUUCAAAGAAGAAGGUGGACAUCAGGGGUGCAAGUACGCUAUCUUGUCGUCUUACUUUCCAGCUUUAUAUGAUUUGAAAUUGAAUGAGACGAUUCCAGCGGUGCUUGAAUGGGGGAUUGCGAACAAUACUGACUAUGGACGCAAGCUCAUCCAGCAGUCGAAGACUACUACUUAUCCUUCCGUAUGUAGCACACAAAGCGGUUACAACAGUGAACUGCUAUUUACACAGUGCUAUUGCUUUGGGGGGUACUAUGGUAACCCAUAUCUUAUGGAAGGAUGCAGAGGAGCUGCACCUAAACCAUCAGGAGCUGCACCUCGACCAUCAGGAGCUGCACCACCUCAAAGCCGUUACUGUGCUGAAACAUGCGGGAACGUCACCAUUCCCUUCCCCUUCGGAAUAAGAGCCUGGUGUUUCUUGGAUGACUGGUACCAGAUCGCCUGCCAACAAAACAACAUGGUUCCCAUUCUGAAAAGGAUUGGAGUGCGAGUUCUCAACAUUUCACUCCCCGAUGAAGACCUGGGUGGCAUGAUUAACGUUAGUCUUCCUGUGAUUUACUCAACUGCAAGCUGUAGGGGUGACGAACGUGGUGCAAUGGUAAGCUUAAAAGGAAGUCCAUUUGUCUUCUCCCAGACAAGGAACAUCUUUACAGUAGUCGGUUGCAACGCUCAAGUGACAGUAAAAAGUACAGAAUCAGCUGUUUUUGGAUGCCGGUCGAAAUGUGUCGGAGCCAACUUCACCAAUAGCAACUAUAGUGCUUGUUCCGAGAGCGAAGGAUGCUGCCAGAGUUCGCUCCCCUUUAACCUGCAGGGCUUUGAUGUGGAUUUCGAAGAAGAAAGCGGAGAUGAGGGGUGCAAGUACGCUUUCUUGGGGUCUGAUUCAGCUGUUUAUGAUUUGAGAUCGAGUGAUACGGUUCCAGGGGUGUUGCAGUGGGGGAUUGCAAACAAUACCGACUAUGCACUUGACCUUUUCAAGCAAGGAUACUAUAUCGUUAAUAAAUCUUUCUCCUGUAUAAGAUAUAGAAGCUACAGCGUCGACAGUGGUGAAAUACUAUUUGUGCAGUGCCAUUGCCGUAUGGGGUAUCGUGGUAAUGCCUAUCUUAUUGGAGGAUGCAAAGAUAUUGACGAAUGUUAUUCAUGGUGCCCCGGGACUUGUGUGUUCGAACGGGACUCCUUUCGCUGCGUCGGUGGUGGAAAGACCAAGUUCAUUCUUAUUGGGGUUGGGGCAGGCCUUGGGGCACUACUUUUGUGUCUUGUCUUAUGGGGGCUGUACAAAUACAUCAAGAAGAGAAAAGAAAUCAAGCUUAAAGAGAAGAACUUCAAACGUAAUGGCGGUCUUUUGUUGGAAAGUGAGCUAUCUUCUAAAGGCCAUGUCAAGAAAAACAAAUUGUUCAACUCCAAGGAUCUAAAAAAGGCUACUAACAAUUUCAACAAGGAUAGGAUACUUGGGCAAGGUGGAUAGGGUACCAUUUACAAAGGAAUGUUGACAGAUGGAAAAAUAGUUGCUAUUAAGAAGUCGCAAGCAAUAGACGAGGGCAAAGUCAAACAAUUUAUAAAUGAAGUCUUCAUUCUCUCACAAAUCAACCAUAGGAAUAUCAUUAAGUUAUUGGGGUGUUGCUUGGAGACAAAAGUCCCACUUUUAGUAUACGAGUUUAUACCAUAUUUGCAUGACCCAAAUGAAGAGUAUCAUGUAUCAUGGGACACACGCCUACGAAUUGCAACUGAAACUGCAGGAGCCUUAUUCUACUUGCAUUCGGCAGCCUCAAUUCCCAUAUAUCAUCGAGACAUCAAGUCCACUAAUAUCCUCUUGGAUGAGAAAUAUCGAGCAAAAGUGGCAGAUUUCGAUACUUCCAAGUCUAUUUCCCUCGAUCAAACUCAUGUAACCACAUUGGUCCAAGGGACUUUUGGCUACCUAGAUCCCAAGUAUUUCCAAUCAAGUCAAUUUACAGACAAAAGCGAUGUGUAUAGCUUCGGAGUUGUUCUUGUUGAACUCUUAACGGGACAAAAGCCAAUCUCGUCACUGAGGGAACAAGAAGGCAGAAGCCUUGCAACCUAUUUCAUAAUUUCAAUGGAAGAAAAUCGGUUGUUCGACAUUGUAGAUGCUCAAGUUUUGAAAGAAGGUAAGAAAGAAGAGAUUGCAUCAUUUGCUAACCUUGCGAAAAGAUGCUUGAACUUGAAUGGGAGGAGCCGGCCUACAAUGAAAGAAGUGGCAAUGGAGUUAGAGGGGAUGAGAAAGCUCCCAGAUCCUUUGGGUAUUCAGCAAAAUCAAGAGGACCGAGAGGCAGCUGAAUCUUAUGCUGCUGCAUGUAAGUCCAGCAAGUCAAACAUUGACACCGAUGUCACUACAUUUUCGGAUGUGCAGCCAUUCUUACCUAGUGAGACGUGGUGAAGAUCUGUUUUGCCUCUUACACUUGUGAGUUAUAUUGCUGCGUUUGUCAUGGAAAUCAGUCUUCAGAGCAAAAGAAAGAAAAGAAAGAAAGGAGGAAAGCUUGUUAAUUUACUAAUAGGAGGAUUUUGGUUUGUUAUGUAUUGGUAAUGAACUUAUUCUCGGUGUUUGGGAUCAAUAAACUGUUAAGUCAUGCCAAUCCCAAGUUUAUUCUAGUUCUGUAA
Molecule: messenger RNA, 3186 nt
Organism: Eucalyptus grandis
Lineage: Eukaryota; Viridiplantae; Streptophyta; Magnoliopsida; Myrtales; Myrtaceae
Product: wall-associated receptor kinase-like 3
Biological process (GO): cell surface receptor signaling pathway; protein phosphorylation
Cellular component (GO): plasma membrane
Molecular function (GO): protein serine/threonine kinase activity; polysaccharide binding; ATP binding
Source: RefSeq, a predicted model, not a curated record